Penicillium taxi is the source of this 288-nucleotide messenger RNA. RefSeq lists its product as uncharacterized. Gene Ontology annotation, cellular component: cytoplasm. Bases 1 to 288 code for a protein of 95 amino acids. The transcript has 2 exons. NCBI's taxonomy places the organism in Eukaryota, Fungi, Ascomycota, Eurotiomycetes, Eurotiales, Aspergillaceae. The record is from RefSeq and is a predicted model, not a curated record.
AUGCAUCCAGAAGGACCGUUCUUUUUGGGAUCAGAGAUUAGCCUGCCUGAUCUUGCUCUGGCCCCAUGGGCAGUGCGGUUGUGGGUGUUUGAUGAGUUCAAGUCUGGAUUAGGCAAUGUAUCGUCGAUGCGCUGGAAAAAGUGGCUUGGUGCAAUUGAGUCUAGGAACAGUAUAAAACAGACAACAAGCGAGCGUGAGUAUUAUUUGCCCAUUUAUAAGCGCUAUGCAGAUAAUACUGCGCAGAGUGAAUUGGCGAAGGCUUCCCGAGCUGGUCGAGGUGUUCCUUGA